AUGAAAUUUUUUUCACCCAUGGAAAAGCUUCCCUCUGUACAGAUAAAGAACAUCUCAACCAUGAUAAGAAGGAUCAAACUUCUUUCUUCUCUAUUUGAAGAGAUUCAAAAUACAAGUAAUCCACUUCCUCUUUCUUCAAUACUCUGAAAAUUUCUUCAAUACUGUGCUUCACCGAGAUAUUUUCCAUAAUUCUAAAGAGUGAAAUUAUUGAUCCAAGGGUGCUUGGAAGCUAGCACUUUGUGGAGCCUUGUGUGGAAUAAACACAUUUCAAUGCAAUUUCAUGUCUAAGGGAAGGAUUUGUGGAGGGCACUAGACAUUCGCCCCCUGAGCUUGCUUAACAGAACAACAGGCGUUAGAGAGCAAAUUGUGCUUCUUCAGAUGCAAGUGAAAAGGGCAGAUUUGCUUAUUGAUCGAGAGAUUCAAAAAAGAGAGGAGCUCCUCCAAGUAAUUGCCAACAACAAUGAACAUAAGAGCAAUAAAAAAAGCUUCAUUGAUUUUCAGAGAGUACAAGAGAUUGUAAGCAUCAUUGAUUUGAGAGUUAGACCCUUUGAUUAUGAGGGAGAAAUUCCUAAGUUGGAGACAGAAGUCCAGAAGCAGGCAGGCACAGGCAUACUGACUGCGAUUUCCAAUAUCAACAGCUUAAUCUCCCUUUCAUAUCCCUAGUCUAUGAUUUUUAGUGAUGAACAAAAUCAAUGGAAAACUCAAAAACACUCUAAACAGCAGUCUGCAAGCUUAAAUAGAUGAUUAUUCCUUUUAUUCUCAAUCUAUGGUUCUCACAUCCCUACCGAAUUCUGCUGCCUGAUUUCACUUGACUUGAUGAAAGAUCCAGUGAUUGUGGCAUCUGAGCACGCAUUUGAUCAGAACCCAACAGCCUGGUGGAUCAAUUCUGGCCAUCACACAUGCCCCCAGAGUGGACAGAAACUGGAUCACAUGGUCCUCAUGCCCAAUUAUGCAUUGAAGAGUCUAGUCCAUCAAUGGCUCCAAGAGAACAAUAUUUCAUUAACUGACACUGUAUCUUCAUCUUGCCCAUAUUCAAACAGGAGCAGCAGCAAUAGAAAACUAUGUCAGAUUGGCGUCAAUCAUAUUUCAUCCACAAAAGCUGCCAUGGAUGCUGUCAAAAUGAUAGCUGAAAUCCUGGUGGGAAAACUAGCAGCUGGGUCACUGGAAAUCCAAUAGCAGGCAGCCUCUGAACUUCGUGUGCUAGAAAAAACUGGUGUGGAGAAAUGCAGGGUAAUUGCUAAGGUUGGGGCCAUUCCAUUCCUGGUGACAUUACUACAUUCAAACAACCCAAGAAUUCAUAAAGAUGCAGUGACAGCCUGACUCGACCACUCCCUUUAUUACAGUACGACUUUAACAAUGGCAGCUGGUGUAAUUGACUACAUCAUAGAUAUUUUAAAAUCGGGGAAAAGCAUGGAGGCAAGAGAAAAUGCAGCAGCAGCAAUCUUCAGUUCAACAAUAGAUGAGUGGAAGUUGACCAUCGGAGCACAUCCUCGAGUUAUUCCAAACUUGGUGGUUCUCCUGCAAGAAGACACCAUGGCUGGAAAAAGAGAUGCUGUGACAUCAAUCAACAAUUUAGCAGUUCACACCUACAAGACAAAUGCUGUGGCUGCUGGGGCAGUUCCUUUGCUUGUUGGCCUGCUGACAGAUGACAAGGCAGGGAUCACAGGCUACGCACUGACACUGCUUGCUUUACUUUUAGGGUGCUCUGAAGGGCUAGAGGAGAUGAGGAAGAAUGUGGUUCGGGUGCCUCUUCUCAUUGAUAUGCUAAGAUUUGGAUCGCCCAGAGGGAAGGAAAAUUCAGUAACUCUUCUUUUCGGUCUGUGCAAAGAUGAAAGAGAGGGGGUUCCUAGACAUAUAUUAAUUAAUCCCCAAAGUAUUCAUUCACUUGAAAGAACAACUAUGAAUGCAUCUCUGAAAGCUCGAAGAGAUGCUGAAGCAUUACGGGUUAAUAGAAUUUGCUCUCAAUUGCGAAGUCCUUUUGGAUAA
Molecule: messenger RNA, 1986 nt
Organism: Malania oleifera
Lineage: Eukaryota; Viridiplantae; Streptophyta; Magnoliopsida; Santalales; Ximeniaceae
Product: U-box domain-containing protein 1-like
Biological process (GO): protein ubiquitination
Cellular component (GO): nucleus; cytoplasm
Molecular function (GO): ubiquitin-protein transferase activity
Source: RefSeq, a predicted model, not a curated record